UCGCUGGGCGAUCCUCGCUCCGGUUCGAACCGCCCCGACUCUCUGGUGUUCGAGCGCCGUCUCCCGGCGGCAAAUCUCGACCUCGCCCGAUCAUCGCCCGCGGCAUUCAUCGUCUUCUCUCCGCAGCGAUGGUGCAGAAGCAGCACCACAAGUCCAACGCAAAGAAACAGCCUCACGUCAAAAAGCAGGGGAAGCAAGCGGAUAACACGCAGUUCCGAGCUCAGCUUGAUGCUCUGGGCCUGAAAAUUGUCCAGGUGACUGCAGAUGGUAAUUGCUUUUUCAGGGCCCUUGCAGAUCAGUUGGAAGGCAAUGAAGAAGAACAUGGGAAGUACCGUAGUAUGGUUGUUCAGUACAUAUUGAAAAAUCGUGAAAUGUUCGAACCAUUUAUUGAGGAUGAUGCGCCAUUUGAGGAGUAUUGCAAAACCAUGGACAAUGAUGGCACAUGGGCUGGUCAUAUGGAAUUGCAAGCAGCUUCUCUUGUUACACGGAGUAACAUUUGCAUUCAUCGGAACAUGUCACCUCGGUGGUACAUACGCAAUUUUGAUCAGCCUGGUGCUCGUAUGAUCCAUUUAUCUUAUCAUGAUGAGGAACAUUACAACAGUGUGAGGUUGAAGGAAGACACUGGAGAUGGCCCAGCUAGGCCAAUUACAAUCAAGGCCGAUUCUAAUCUCUCGUCAUCGUCUCGCCAAGCAAAAGCUGGGUCAAAGAAGUCUAAAUCAGGAUCUGGUAAGGAUAUUACUGAUGCUGGAUCCAUCAAGCUAGUCAUGGCUGGAAGUGGUUGUGAGAACAUUGAGAAAGUUGAGCAGACAUUGCUGCAAAUGUAUGGGGAUGUUGAUGCUGCCAUAGAGUAUUUGAUAGCAGAAAAAGGUCUUGAAGAUUUUUCAGAGGAAGCUGUCCAGUCUCCCUGCAAUGCAGAUGCUUCUCAUGGUGAUGAUGCCAGUGGAAAUUCUGAGGAACAGAGAGAGGAACCUGGGGAAGAGGCCAAUAAAGAAAAUCCACCUAGCAAUAGCGCUAAACGGACUCAUGAUGAUGGCAGUGCCCAGCGAGAAGACAAGAAAAUUCCAAGAAACAAGAAUUGUCCAUGUGGUUCAAAAAAGAAAUACAAGUCCUGUUGCGGGUCAGGGACAGGGAAAGUCUCCCAAUUUCCAAGUAUUUCUCGUUCUCUCAGUGCUUUAUAUGUCAAGUUAUAG
Molecule: messenger RNA, 1190 nt
Organism: Eucalyptus grandis
Lineage: Eukaryota; Viridiplantae; Streptophyta; Magnoliopsida; Myrtales; Myrtaceae
Product: OVARIAN TUMOR DOMAIN-containing deubiquitinating enzyme 7-like
Exons: 10
Coding region: 129-1190 (353 amino acids)
Biological process (GO): protein deubiquitination
Molecular function (GO): cysteine-type deubiquitinase activity
Source: RefSeq, a predicted model, not a curated record